AUGUCAUGGCCAAUUAUAGUUGUUGCAGUGGGAGGAAGUGUUUUGGCUGUUAGAUAUUUUUAUAGAAGAUAUCCCACUCUAUUCAAAUUUGGCUCAACUAACUUCUCCAAUAAAUUAUCCAGUAAUGAUCCCUCUAUUAACAUGGGUUCUAGACUCUCUAAAGCUAAUUUGAGUGGCUUUGGUUACAAGAUGACAUUUACAGAAGCUUGUAACAUAUUAAAUAUACCAUCAACAUCUACAAAAGAAAAAAUACGCGAAUCCCAUAAACAGCUCAUGAUGAGGAAUCAUCCAGACAAUGGAGGUUCAACAUAUCUAGCUUCAAAAGUUAACGAGGCGAAAGACUUUCUAAUUAAGUGA
This is a messenger RNA of Theileria annulata, 357 nucleotides long. Its product is annotated as chaperone, putative. The record is from RefSeq and is a predicted model, not a curated record. The coding region runs from base 1 to 357 and encodes 118 amino acids. NCBI's taxonomy places the organism in Eukaryota, Apicomplexa, Aconoidasida, Piroplasmida, Theileriidae. Gene Ontology annotation, biological process: protein import into mitochondrial matrix. Gene Ontology annotation, cellular component: PAM complex, Tim23 associated import motor. The transcript has 3 exons. Gene Ontology annotation, molecular function: ATPase activator activity.